AUGCUGGCUCGACUGAUCCGUCCAUCGCUGGCAGCGGUGCGUCUGCCCGCGAUGCAGAUGGCCACAUUCAAGACCAUCAAGCGAGAGCCAAAGACCGUCAACAUCUACGAGCGACACCCCCGACGUCUGGGUACCGAGAACGCUCUUACACACGUCACUGACAAGCUGAUGAAGCAGUUUGAUCCCCAGGGCGUCAAGAUGGAGCUGAUGAACCCCAAAUCCGCUGACCGAAUCAAGCCCGGAGACAUUGUGCAGAUCAAGACCACUGAUGGCUCUCUGUUCACGGGCCUCACCAUGGUGGUGGACUUCCGAGGACUGUCCUCUAACCUGCUGCUGCGAUCUAAGAUCACCAAGAUCGGAAUCGACCGACGAUUCAAGAUCUUCUCUCCAACCGUCGAGUCUGUCAAGAUUAUCCGACGGGCCACCCAGAAGUACACCGCCGAGCGUCUGUACUACAUCCGAGGCCACAAGCGUCUGGAUGUUGGCGAUCUCGAGGCCUCCGUCAAGAAGGCAGCCGCCAAGCGAAAGAAGUUCCUCUUCAAGUAA
Messenger RNA from Yarrowia lipolytica CLIB122, 546 nucleotides. RefSeq names its product mitochondrial 54S ribosomal protein bL19m. Gene Ontology annotation, biological process: translation. Gene Ontology annotation, molecular function: structural constituent of ribosome. Lineage: Eukaryota; Fungi; Ascomycota; Dipodascomycetes; Dipodascales. Gene Ontology annotation, cellular component: ribosome; mitochondrial large ribosomal subunit. The record is from RefSeq and is a predicted model, not a curated record.